Carcharodon carcharias (great white shark) is the source of this 2640-nucleotide messenger RNA. Its product is annotated as collagen alpha-3(IX) chain-like. The record is from RefSeq and is a predicted model, not a curated record. NCBI's taxonomy places the organism in Eukaryota, Metazoa, Chordata, Chondrichthyes, Lamniformes, Lamnidae. The transcript has 26 exons. The coding region runs from base 1 to 2640 and encodes 879 amino acids.
AUGGAUAUUCUUGUGGUGUUUUUAGACUCUCGGAAACAGUAUCUUGCAAGAUACAUUCCGUGGGAUGAUGACAUAUAUGCCUUUGAAGGGUCCACAGCUGAAGAUUUGCACAGAGAGCCAUCAGAAAGCACAAGAUCGGGAAACACUUCUUUUGAGAAUGAAAUGUCUGGUGAUAGCAAUUUAAUCACAACAGGCAUUCGUAAUAUUAUUGAAUCCCCAUCAGGAUUUUAUCCUGAAAUGAAAACAACUGACUAUGAUGACCUAUACCGCACAUCCUCUGGAGAUUCUGAUCUAGAGGAAACAGGGUCCAGCAUGCCAACAGUACAAGUGGUCAAGGGUAGAGAUUAUCCUUACAUUAGCCCCACGGGCGUUUACAUUCCUGCCAGAGAAGUCACUAACCGCACAAGAAUGCCAUACACACGCCACAGAGAAACACUAGAUGUGGAGUUGGAGUCGCUUCCCACCCAUGAUAUAUCAGAGGGAGAAGUUACUGACAUGUUGGAUGCACUAGGGGUGUCGAGCACAAUAGGCGUAUAUGAAGUGGAAGGAUCCCAAACUGACCUAACAGCUUAUCGCCUAGAGCCAAGUGUACAGAUUAGGAGGGAAACAAGGUUUGUUUAUCCAUACGGGUUCCCCAAAGAAUUCUCAGUUGUCACAACCUUUAGAAUGAGAGAAGAUACCCCUGAUAUGGUAUGGAAUCUGUGGGAGGUAACUGACAGAUAUGGUGACGCGCAGUUCCGACUCCGACUGUAUGGUGAGACCAACGCUGUUGAACUUUACAACGUGGCAGCUGUGGGAGAAGAGGUCACCACUUUUGAGAAUGUGGGACAGCUGUUUAACCGGGCCUGGCACAAGCUCUCCCUUAGUGCCACGAGAACCCAGCUGACUUUGUUUGUUGAUUGUCAGCAGGUUGGCACAUCUCCCAUUCGACAGUAUGGAUUCAUUGGCACUGAUGGAGUUACUAUUUUGGCUACAAGAGCAAGGAAUGAUGCUACCCUUCCGGUUGACGUACAACAGUUCAAAGUAUAUAGCAACCCAAGUAAGGCGACUGAGGUGAUCUGCUGUGAAUUGCCCGGUGUUGAUUAUCGAGGUGACAAAGGCACUCCUGGAUUGCCCGGAUCUCGGGGUAGAAAGGGUUACCGAGGUUUUAAAGGGGCCCAAGGAAGACGAGGCGAUCCAGGACCAAGGGGUGAAGAAGGUGAAGAGGGUUCCCAUGGAGAUCCAGGUUACUCAGGAGCUAUGGGUGUUCCUGGACCCUACGGAGACAAAGGUGUGCCUGGCGAACAAGGGGAAAAGGGUACUGUUGGAUUUUCAGGACCACAAGGGGAACCAGGACCCAAGGGUGAAAUUGGUGAUAUUGGAGAAGCUGGUGAAGAAGGCAGUGCUGGUUCCUCUGGCGAAGUGGGUUCUCUGGGAAACCCAGGGCCACCAGGACCAUCAGGCAUCAAGGGAUUAAAGGUGAUUUUCAACAAAUUAUUGUCUUUUGUUUUUGAACAGCAUCUGAGGGUAAAUUGUGUUGAGGAAAUAGAUCUAGAAUAUUCCUUUAAAGGAUUCCCUGGUGAUCCUGGAUACUCAGGAGAUAUCGGGGAACUAGGAGAUAUGGGUGCAUUUGGGAUUGCAGGAAUACCUGGUAGUUAUGGUUACCCAGGUGGUGAUGGCCCUCCGGGAAUACCAGGAGUACAAGGUGAAACUGGACAAAUGGGAGCAAAGGGAGAUAAAGGUGAUCCAGGACCAAGAGGACCACAAGGUCCACGUGGUUUUCCAGGGCCGGAAGGUGACGCAGGGGAACCAGGGAUAACUGGAAAGCCAGGUGCAAAGGGACUGAAAGGCUUACCGGGUGCACAAGGUGAACCAGGUCCUGAUGGCCAGAAGGGUGAAACUGGAAGAAUUGGAUUUCAAGGCAGAACAGGACCCAAGGGCGACAAAGGUGACAUAGGCGACAAAGGACAGCUUGGGCAACAUGGCCCGGCAGGAGAUACUGGAAUCGAAGGCAGACGUGGUGUGCCUGGAAUUCCUGGACCACGAGGCUUUCCAGGACCCAUUGGAGAGAGGGGUGAACCUGGGCCAAGAGGAGAACCAGGACCUAUAGGAGCACAUGGUCCAGGAAUGCCCCUGGAACAAGUUUAUGAAUUGUGCAAAAGUGUAGUGAAUGAACAAAUAGCAAUCUACGCAUCUGCGAUCAGGCGGACAUGUGCAAGGGCGUGCCCAGCCAAUAACGUAACAUUAAUAGGACCCCCUGGUCCUCCUGGAUUACCAGGGAAACAAGGAGAACAAGGUGAAUCUGGUAACUCAGGAAAUCCCGGUAAACCUGGGCCAAGGGGUAGACAAGGACUAGCUGGAUCAAUGGGUGCUCCUGGAGAGAGAGGAGAUAAAGGUGAAAAAGGUGUAAAAGGAACUCAAGGAGUUGGACUUCCUGGAACAGAAGGACUACAAGGACCUAGAGGAUAUUCGGGAUACCCAGGUUUUGCUGAAGAGGGAGAGCCAGGUCCAAAGGGCCCAGUCGGAUACAGUGGGCCUCCAGGUCAGCCAGGAAUGCCUGGUGAGCCAGGGGUUCCUGGCAUUUGUGAAGCUAGCGACUGUGGAAUCCAUGCUGCUGCUCUCCAGGCCCAAUAUGGACUUCUGAGAGGACCAAAUUAUUAG